UCAUUCAAGUUGGGAGUUAGGAGGAAACAGCGUUGCAAACGAAGUUUACAAUGACGGCGAAUGCGAUAAGGUGAAUGAAAGCUGUUGCCGUUGUGUUCCAAAGUCUGUUUUUACUUUUCUGAAAAAAAUAAAAAUGAGGUUUCGGCUGCUCAAAAGGAAUCUGCUCGCGCUGUUGGGUGUUUCCUUUGUACUUGUGACUCUCCUGUUUACAACACGUGUGUUAUUAGUUUCCGAUAAUGACGCAACUGGACUUAAUAAUAAUAAUAACGCCGUUCAGGUUAAUCAGUGCACGCGCUCUGGUGCCAUGGCGAAGUUUAACUUCGGCUCGCUUGCGGAGUUGACAAAGUCCGUUUACAAUGCCAAUUACAGGCAGUGUGUUCACAAUGCGGAUAGGUUCCCAGGGGAGCCUAGACUGGUGCUGGUUGUGCAGGUCCACAACAGGCCUGAAUACCUCAGACUGCUCAUCAAGUCACUGGAGAAAGCGGCUGAAGUCCACAGCUUUCUCCUCAUCUUUAGCCAUGACUACUUUUCAGAGAAAAUGAACGCCAUUGUGCAAGGGAUAACUUUCUGCAAAGUCCUGCAAAUUUAUUUCCCCUUCAGCACUCAGCUGUAUCCCGAUGAGUUUCCUGGAAAGGAUCCGCGGGACUGCCCUCGAGACAUAUCCAAGGACAACGCUCUCAAAACAGGAUGCCUGAACGCAGAGCACCCGGACUCGUAUGGACACUACAGGGAGGCGUUCAUCACUCAGACAAAACACCACUGGUGGUGGAAAUUGCACUUUGUGUGGGAGCGAGUGCAGGCGAUGCAGGGCUACAGUGGCUUUGUAGUCUUUCUGGAGGAGGACAACUACAUCUUACCGGACUUUUUCCAUUUCUAUAAAUCAAUGAUGGAGUUCAGGAAGAGCAGCUGCCCGGAUUGUGACAUGCUGUCCUUAGGUAACCACAAUGGACUGACAGAUUUCACCACACUUUCCAAUAAGGUGUUGACCACUGGGUGGAUGUCCACUAAACACAACAUAGGCAUGGCCAUCUCCAGGGAGAUGUACUACAAACUGAUGGGCUGCAACAACGAAUUCUGCACCUACGACGACUACAACUGGGACUGGACGCUGCAGCACCUGUCGGGAACCUGCAUAUCAAAGCCCGUCAAAGUGCUCGUGGCACAGGGCUCCAGGGUUCUCCACACGGGAGACUGUGGCCUUCACCAGAAGGAGAACUGCAGGCCAGAAUGGGCCUCACAGAAAGUAGAGGAGAGCCUUCUAGCGGCCAACAACGGCCUCUUUCCGCCGUCUCUUGUCCUUAAUGGUGCAGAAGGAGUGGAGCACAAGGCGCACAUGAAGAAUGGAGGAUGGGGGGACGUCCGAGACCAUAUUCUAUGCAAAAACUACGCCAAACGUCUUUGAACUCCCAACUUUUCUCUAAGUCAUAUUCGUCAUUGGUAUUCUGCAAAUGUGCCAUUCAUUCAUAACUUUUCAGGGUUUCAGAGGCUGCAGUGGGUUGCGUUUUUCACGCGGGAGUGUGCUAAUGCUCUCUUCCAGCAAGAUCUUCCAAGAAAAGGGACCGAUUCAAAUCCCCAAAAAUGCUGCUGGUACACAGCUAGACUACAGCUUGUUUUGUAUGUUUUUAAUCGCCAAAGCUGCAAAGUUGCCAAAGACUACUUUUUUUUUUUUUUUUUAAUUUGUGUUGUGUUGAAUGCAGGCAAUCAUGUUGCCAGGUUUGUUUACUGUGUCUCUGGGUGUCUUCACAAGCCAAAACAUUAGAUUUAUUGCAGAAUGAUGGGGAUUAAGAGUAAACUAUGACACACACACACACACACACACACACACACACACACACACACUAAUUUGCAAUUUUAUUUGCAAAUAUAUUUUUUCUUGACUGGGAACGUUGCACAGGAUGUAGUUAAUACGCAAUUUAUUCCCAACAAGUUCAGUGUGUUAGUGUGUGAUGAAUGCCUGUCUGGCAUUUCUUUCAUGACCCAUUCAGCUGGAAUGCUUUUGCAUGUGCUCUUUUAAUGGUACGAUUUUUAAAUUGCAACAACAAAAAAAGACUACUGUACAGACGUAUAGGUUUAAUUUAAAAAAAAAAAAGUGUAAGACAAUCUUAAAUAGAAUGGGGAAAGUUGUAGUUUAUACAGCUGUAGUUUAUACAGCAACUGUCUUUUUUUCAAGUUGACCAUUGACUAUAAUGUCAACAAAUGAUUUAAUGCAUAUAAUGGAAUUUGUGUUACUUAAACCAGGGGUCUUUUUCUUUUGAGGUGAGGUCAACUGGUACCACUUACUUAAUCAGUCUCCUACUCCCCACUGUAAUGACCCCUGGUUGCAACAAGAGAGCUGGCUUGAUGUUGAUUUUUAAAAUUUUUUUUUUUUUUUCUUCUUUUGGUUGUGACUCUUAUUUGUUUUCCGAUAGGUGGAAAGUGACCUUUUGGAGUCUUGUUCAAGAUCCUUUUGUUCUGCAAACAUCAGGGGGAUCUGUGAUUCGGCAUUCCUAUAUUUGCACCUUCUCUGUUAAAAUUUAUUUUGGGAUAUUACAUCCAAAUGAAAACGGAAUGAAUUGUUUUGGGGUUUUAUAAAAAAUGUGUUGUUCCUUUUUUCUGGCAUUCACUAAUAAUCCAACUAUAGCUGAAGUUGUGUUAUUUAAUUUGAAUUAGUUAUCAACACAAGCAUAUUGAUGCGAUUAUUGCCUUUUUUUAAAGCUGACCAAAAGUGCCUUGAUUGUUAUUUGUACCAUUUUUAAAAGAGAUUUUUAAAGGUGCACUGAUAACAUUGUUGUUGACAAAGUACAAAUGCGUUUGUAAGUGCUGGGGACUUGUAUAUAUUUUAUGUCUUUCUUCAUGAGAUGUUGAGGGGAAAAUGGAAUGUGAACGUCAAUUUCACAAAAAUCUUCAUUGUACAAUUAGGGGGAAAUAAUUGCAUUGCUCUGGCAUCUUGUAACGGGUGACAGCGGUUCCAGAUAGGUUCAAUCUGAUAUUAGUUCACCUCAGUGUGCCUUAUGGAGAUUCCUGGUGAAAUAAUAUGAAAUUAAUGUGAUAAUGAAACAAACAAUCUUUAUUUGUUGAAAAGCACAAUUUGUUUUAAGUAACAUGGCAAAGAUGGCCUAAUAAAUAAAGUACUUUGUAAAAAUGACUUCACUGAAGUGUGUGUGUGUGUGUGUGUGUGUGUAUGCAGGAUGUUUGAUUCCUUAGUGGGUAGAUAAUAAGACCAACUUUUUGGUUUUCUUUCUGAUAAUCACUUGAAAUAGCUGUUCAUUGUUCACCUAUUGUCUGCCAAAUGGAAACAAUAAAAGGCUGAACUUUC
Sander lucioperca (pikeperch) is the source of this 3295-nucleotide messenger RNA. Its product is annotated as alpha-1,6-mannosyl-glycoprotein 2-beta-N-acetylglucosaminyltransferase. The record is from RefSeq and is a predicted model, not a curated record. Gene Ontology annotation, cellular component: Golgi membrane; Golgi stack. Gene Ontology annotation, biological process: protein N-linked glycosylation; oligosaccharide biosynthetic process. The transcript has a single exon. Gene Ontology annotation, molecular function: alpha-1,6-mannosylglycoprotein 2-beta-N-acetylglucosaminyltransferase activity. The coding region runs from base 134 to 1402 and encodes 422 amino acids. NCBI's taxonomy places the organism in Eukaryota, Metazoa, Chordata, Actinopteri, Perciformes, Percidae.